AUGGCCGCUCCCAAGGUGACCAUCCACCCCCAGCGUAUCCGCGGCUCCGCAAGCGAGCUGGAGAGGCAGCUCCGCCAGGUGACGCCCCAGCUGCCGACUGCUCUGGCGGGCACGUGGCUGGCCACUGACACCGCGCCCGUCCCUGCCGACGCGAAGUUCGUGGACACCAUCAAAGGCCUCUUCCCGAAGACCUGCGACGUGCCCCAGUGCACGCUCGGCUCUGGGGCGCCCGUCACGGGCAAGGACCUGAAGGUGGGCGUCGUGCUGAGUGGCGGCCAGGCCCCGGGCGGGCACAACGUCGUUGCGGGGAUCUACGACGCCGUUAGACGCACCGGGCCCAACUCCGAGUGCUACGGCUUCCUGGACGGUCCCCACGGCAUCUUCUCCGGCAACGUCACAAAAUUCGAUGACCUGAUGAUUGACGGAUACCGGAACACGGGUGGUUUCGACAUGAUUGGCAGGAUUCGGGCGCCACAAGAUCGAGACGCCGGAGCAGUUUGA
Messenger RNA from Prorocentrum cordatum, 501 nucleotides. Lineage: Eukaryota; Dinophyceae; Prorocentrales; Prorocentraceae. The record is from the annotation of a GenBank genome assembly.